CGCCGCCCCUGGCCCCGAGGGGGCGCUUGGCGGACCAGGCGGGUUCCAAAAUGGCGGUCACGAUGGCGGUCACGAUGGCGCCGCGGGGCGCCACGCCGCGGUAGGGGCCGCGGCAAGGGCCGCGGCGGGCCGGGCAGCAGAGCGGCGGGGCUGGCGGCAAAUGUGCAAUACCGAGAUGUCCUCCCUCACGGACGCCUCCGCUGUCACCGCUUCGGAACGAGAGGCGCUGGUAAGACCAAAGCCCCUGUUAUUGAGGUUGUUAAAGUUAGCUGGUGCAGAAAAGGACACAUUUACUAUGAAGGAGGUAAUAUUCUAUCUUGGACAAUAUAUUAUGUCUAAACAGUUAUAUGAUGAAAAACAGCAACAUAUUGUACACUGUGCAAAUGAUCUCCUGGGGGAUUUAUUUGGAGUAACAAGCUUUUCAGUAAAAGAACACAGGAGACUAUAUUCAAUGAUUUCCAGGAAUCUGAUAGCGGUCAGUCAACAAGACUCUAGGCAUGCUGACACACCAGAGGAUGAUGCCAGAUUUCAGCUUGAAGAAGAAAAUAGUCUAAAGGAAUCUAUACAGGAGUUAGAAGAGAAGCAGACUUCAUCAAAUGUGACUUCUCGGCCAACUACAUCUUCUAGGAGAAGAACACACAGUGAGUCUGAAGAAAAUUCUUCAGAUGAUCUGCAUAGCGACAGAAGAAAACGCCACAAGUCAGACAGCAUUUCGUUGACGUUUGAUGAAAGCCUCUCAUGGUGUGUAGUCAGUGGUCUGUGCCGUGAAAGAAGCAAUAGCAGUGAUUCAACAGAUUCUCUUUCCAUUCCUGAUCUUGAUGCUAGUUCAUUAAGUGAAAACUCUGAUUGGUUUGACCACAGUUCUGUUUCUGACCAGUUCAGUGUAGAGUUUGAAGUUGAGUCUAUUUAUUCAGAAGAUUACAACCAUAAUGAAGAAGGACAGGAGCUCACAGAUGAAGAUGAUGAGGUAUAUCAGCUGACUAUUUACCAGGAUGAAGACAGUGAUGCUGAUUCAUUUGAUGAAGAUCCAGAGAUUUCUCUAGCUGAUUAUUGGAAGUGUCCAGAAUGUAGCGAAAUGAAUCCUCCGCUUCCACGACAUUGCCACAGAUGCUGGGCCCUGCGUGAAGACUGGCUUCCGGAUGAAAAGAGUGAUAAAUCUGUAAAGAGCAAACUGGAAAGUUCCCUCCCCCUGGAGUCUGAAGAAGGUUUUGAUGUUCCUGACUGCAAGAAAGUGAAAAUGAUUGAGGAUAAAGAACCAGCUUUGGAGGAGAAUGAGGAUAAAGCAGCACAAAUUUCUGAGUCCCAGGAAAGUGAAGAUUAUUCUCAGCCGUCAACAUCUAGUAGCAUGUUUUGUAGCAGUCAGGAGGACUAUAAGGAACCUGAGAAAAGAGAAACACAAGACAAAGAGGAAAGCAUAGAAUCCAGUCUGCCUGUUACCAGCAUAGAGCCCUGUGUCAUUUGUCAGAGCAGGCCUAAGAAUGGUUGCAUAGUACAUGGCAAAACAGGACACCUUAUGUCAUGUUUCACGUGUGCAAGGAAACUGAAGAAGAGGAACAAACCCUGUCCGGUGUGCAGACAGCCCAUACAAAUGAUUGUACUAACUUAUUUUAGUUAGGUGAGUGUUGACUGGCAAACAACAAAAGAAACUUCAUAAACUGGUUAAGAGAGUAAGAAACUAUUUUUGUAUGCUUAUUGGAAAAUGGGUAUUUUGAGUCUCUUUGCACUUGGUGUAAAAAGUGAUUGCUGAAAUCAAUGCACUGGAGUUGUUACAGAGUUAGCUUAAUAUUCACAAGUCAACUUGAAGAGUUUAAAUCCCUGUCAAUAGAAAGAACUGAUUCCGGUAAACUACCUGCCUCUCCCAAGUGUUUUAUGUUCCACCCAGGUUAGUGACAUUAUUUUUGCUGGAUUAAAUACAUACAUUAAAACCCAAAAAUCUAUGAUUAUGAGAGGAGAGGCAUAUUGAAGGGCUUGUUAAUGUGAGUUCCUCCUCUUAAGAAGAUAGAAGAUUCUCCAGAUUCCAGUGUUGCCUGGUGAAGACACCAGGCUCCACCAGAGCCCCCAGGCUCCACCAGAGCCCUCUGAAAAAGUCAAUAAAGUAAAUUAAUAGAAUCUUGUCUCCCUUAUUGUCAGAACUUUAAUUCCUCCCAGUAACCAAAUUAUGAGGGAGAGCUUGCCAGGAGGUAGGGAAAGAGCCAAUAGAAAACCAUUUAAGGUUUUGGAAAUAAAGAAGACUGUUGUGUGUCUUGUAUUUGUGUAGUGUGCAUCUCAGGGCUGUGUGUGCCCUGAGAAGUCAUUGAUUCAAGUUCAGUCUUAAAGUUAUCUCUUAAAUGUACUGAGAAACUGGCUUUCAAAAUGCUUUAUAGGUUUGGAGGACUGUACUAUCCCGAUUAUUGUUUUAGCAGAGUGAGAAAAGAUUUGGAACAGGCAAGAUAAAUGAAGGAGAUGCAAUGGAAUAUCCAGUCAGGCAAUACUAGGGGACAAUUGUAUUCUUUUCCUGCACUUGUUUUUAACUUAAGCAGUUUAGGUUGCAGCUUGGUCACUAUGUUUGCUAGAGAAAGUAUAAUUAAGGAAAAAAAAGUCUGCCUUCCUCUGCAGAAACAAAGAAGCUGUGUAGUUCUAGUUCACAGAGACUUUUUUUUAAAUUCAGUAGUCUUUCCAACUUACACUGGUUUUGUCUUUAUUGCAAGAAUUCUGAAAACCUGUUGUUUGGCCAACUCAAAAGUGGUCUCAUUGGACCUGUCCUUCCACUGCUUUUAGCUCUUGUUUCCUUGCUGUACUUUGUCAAAACUCUGUGAAACUUAGGUAAGUUUAUUAAGGAGUUUACUAACGGAUUCAGUUCUGUGUUUAGAGAAAUUAGCAUGAGUAUAUUUUUUCUAAGCUUGGGUAUCUUUAGGCUAUAGUUAGAUUACUUAGAUGAGCUGUUAUUCAGGUGGGCAGUUUCUGUACCAGUGAGUUAUAUUUAAAUAAUCUUUAAAUAUGAUUAUUCUUAACAAAAUCUUAAAAUAAGAUUACAAGAGAUAUUGUAUGUUUUUAGCACCUUUUUGUUGUACAGGUAGUUGCUGAUCAUUUGUCCAAUAGAGAAUGCCAAAGAAGUAGUGAAGGGAUUGAGUGCCACAGUGGAAAUAUAGCCGAAAUACAGGAAUUGUGCUGUUAGGCCGAGGUUAAACAACACCAGUACAAAACUGUUGAUGCCUGUGUGUUAAUGUAAAGACUUCGACUGUUGUAAUUACCUUCAUGUCAGAGCUGAAAUAGUUGCUCUAGUAUAAGCUAUUUGUAAAACAUGGCUGCAAACGCCUGGAAGACGAGGAAGUACCUGGGAGAAGGACACACAGCUGUACAGGAGAGACUCAGUAAACACUGGGUUGUUACUUGCCUGCAAAGAAAUACCUUCAUAGGUAAAGACUGAAUUACCAGGAUUGGUCACGUUGUGUUUGUACAUUUGAGCUGAUUUUUGAAAAAUGCUGCUAAAAAGUACUGGUGUUUCUGAAGUUUUACCAUAAGUCAUCUUAACUGAACCAAAGCAUGAACCCCAGCUGUGUGCAUUUCUUCAGAUUCUUGUUUGCAAAUUUCUUGCCCCUUGCAGUUUGUAAAGUGAGUGCAGGUGGCUGGAAGUCUUCUUGGUCAGCAGAAACCUUUCAUGGGAUUUGAUCAUCCUUCAGCCUGAGACAGAAGCCCUUUAGGCAGCUAUUUACAAGUGGAGAUGCUUCUGACAGGUGACUGCCUGCCUGUAGCUACACUGCUUCCUAUUUAUUAUUAUUAUUUUUUUUUUUUAUUUUAUAAACUUUAAUGCAGUGGAGCUUGCUAAGGCUCUUCCAUUACAUCUGCAGGUCAGAACCAACCAGCAGUCAGAUUGGGUCUGGAAUUGUAGGCAUGUAUUCAGGAGGAGCACUGGUAACAUGGGACUGUACUCUAAAAGAUUUUACCUGUUACACUGUCUGCUUUGCCUUGAUGGCUGUGUAGCCGUGGUUUUGGGGAGCAGCUGUUCCUGCCUAGUUCCUGCUGGGGCACACUGUACCAUCCCACUCUUGGUGUUCUCUUCCUGUCAGUCCCUGUAAGUCAUCUCUUUAUUUGAAAAAAAACCAAAACAAAAACUUCAGGUACAGAGUGACAGUCCUUGCUAGUUAUGAUCACUUAUCUUUGGGAUUUUUCUUUAAAACCAAUUUCAUCUCCCAGCAAUGCUUUCUGUUUUGGCAAAAGAUGAAGUGGGAGCAUACAGCAUAAUGAAUUUUCCCUUUUAUUAUCUAAAACUACUUCCUUGGCACAUUUUCUGUUGUGGAGAAUAGUAAGGGAAUGCUAAGGAAAUCGGUAGUUUUGUUUUCUGCAUCCAUAGCCAAACUACUGUGUCAGAGUGAGUCUUUAUUUUGAAUUAUAUUUCCUGGCUUAAUAUUCUUAACAACUUCUAGUAAAACUUUAAGGUUGGCUUGUUUGCCGUCCCCCUCCCCCAGGCAUACCUGACGAGUAAGGGAGUGAUGUGUAUCCAUGUCUAUUCAGUUCCUAUAGGAGAUGCUGGCACGCCAGUGGGCGCCUGGGCUUGGGGGCCACAUACUUGAUGUUGCAGCCACAGCCUAGGCCAAGAAUUCAGCCUGAACAACUGAAAUCUGAGGGUCCGUCUCCACGCCGUCACCCUGGCAUGUGCUUGGUACCUGUGGGGUGAGUGCUCAUUGGCCUGGGGCUUAUCACCCUGUGCUCUCUGCCCUGUAAAUGCAUUUCUGGCCUCUGGAAGUGGCACAAGAUUUGGCUAAACUUCAGUACAGAAGUUGAUUGAUCUUACUUGGUGAGAUCUUUGAGAACCUUAUUUAAUACUGCACACACUUUAAUCUUUAAUUUAUUGCAGUUUGUAAAUAUUCUGCUUACAGUUAAUGUCUUGAGCUCUAAUUUAUUGACCUAGUGUAUUGGUACGUGUGUAGAUACAGAAAUACGUAUCCCAAGUAAAUAAAAGCCAUGAGACAAAUAUUUAAGAAAUUGUAGCAUUAAAAAAGAGAAGUACUCUUAUUCAGAUUAAGGGGUGCGUAGGAAGAUUCAUGACUUCGUUUUCCUUUUUCCUUCCCUAAAACCAAGUUCUGUGUUGAUCCUGAAUGACAAAUAGAGAGGGAGGCUGGUGCGGUAUCAGCAAGGUGAAUGUGUUUUGAUGGUGUUUGUUUACCUUGGGGAAUGCUUUUGCAUCUCAGAGUAGAGGCAGGAAGCUAACGGACUGCUUCAUUGUGCUGGUAACUUCAGAGGGGAUGGCCUGAAAGAUGGGGUACAGUAGUUAGGGGUGUCAGUGUUAAUUUGCAGUGGGUGGUAAUUGCUUUUGCCUUUGAACACGAGGUCAGGAAAGCUGGAGGGAUGGCCUGGUGCUGAGGGAAUGUGACAGUACCCAGUUUCAAUAGCUGCCUGUUCCUUUGUGCACGUAAGGCAGCUACAUACAAAUGCUACAAGAACUUGCAUUUAUUAUUUCUUAUGAAGUAAAAUAAACCUAUUCUAUUAAAUCUGAUUUUUCUCACUCUGUAGCCAUUUAUUAGUGUUGAAAUUCAACUCUUGACCCAAGGACCAAAGUGAAGCAUUCAAGGCAGAUGGCAAAAUUGCUUUGUUUCAGUGUCUUGACAUCUCUCACAAUGGCCAGAAGUGUUGGAUAUUAAAAUACUUCAGAACCUUUAGUACAGAGUCUUCACUUAAGAUUUGUUGAUUACAAAGUCUGCUGCUCAAAAAAACUUGCACAGCCGAAACAGAUGUAGCUGGAUCGCUGAUUAUAUUGAACAUUACGCUUUCUGUGGAGCAGCACCCCCUGAAUGCUGGUUGUUGGUGUUAUUGCUGGGUGCCCUGGAUGAAAUGGGUGUUGUGUUGUGUUGCUCAGGAGGCUGCGGCUGCCGCUUGGGUGAGCAGGUUGAUUUGGGAAAGGUAAAAGUGCUACAAAGUGUUUAUUGAUUAAAGCCUGAGGUUUAUUCUGACAGCGUGGUACGAUUCAACCACUGAAUUCUGUUUGUUGUGAAUUUGUUUAAAUGCUGCUGUCUCUGAAACAUCUGUGUGGGUAUGAGGCCGUAUGCAAGAAUUCAGGGAGAUUUUUCCCCUUAAAGACGAAUACAAGGGAAAUAAAUCCUCAUCCUUACAGAAAGCAUCAAUAAUUGUUCCAGAAAAUUGUGUCCUUGCAGAAAAGGGAUUAGAAAAUUAUUACAAUUAUAAUAAAACUGAAUCGACGGAAAUGAACACAUGGGAUUCAAAUAGGAGUGAAGACUUCCCUAUCUUAAUCUGAAGUUGCUGUUCUGUUAGGGCGUAGCUUUAGAGGUAGAGCUUUUAAUUUUAAAGCAGUUAAUUUAUUCAGCACGCUGACUUGCCACGUAGAUGGUGGCACAGUGGUUAUCCCAGGAAGAUCUGUCAUUUUGUUGUGCAGCAUUCAGCCUGAAGGGACAUUUGCUCUUGUGGUGCUUUCUUAUGAGAAAGAGCAGGGAAUGUGUGUGCAUGUGUCAGACUCACAGAGAGGCAGCAUCCACAGCUCUUCUGAGCCCUCGACCGUUCACGGCACUGGCAUGUGGAUGCAGGCUCUGAGUGGCUGUAGGGUCACCCGUGUGCUUACAAAGCACGUUAUGUAGGAGGUUUGUACUCUUAAUUCACCUCCUGCGCUUGGUACUUCCAGCUCCCUCUUGUGGGCCAGCGCUUCGCUAGAGCAUGGGCUCUCCCGGCUGGCAGGCAUGGGUCUCUCGCAGAGGGUUUACCUACCCGACCAACUGAACUUUUCCAGUCCGUCCAUAUCUGAGUCGAAGUCUUACCUGGAGUGAGUUGUUGUAAGGUUACACAAGCAACGUAAAGCAAAACGCAACAACCUCUCCACUUAAAAAAGGUAUCUUCUACCAAUGGCUUGCACUUCCUCAGUGUGAAAAGCUGAUUUUUAACUGAAGUGUGCUUGUUUAUUAUUUAUCACAGAUGCACUGAAAGCCUGAAGGGAUGAGUGCCUCUCUGUCGUGUGUGUAUGUUCCAUGUGUAAAAUCUGUCAGUGUUUUCUCCCCCUUCGAGCAGAGGUUGCUUUAACUUGACUGUUUGACUUUCAAAGGACAGUUCUUGGUUUUGAGCUCAAUUAGCAGCCGUCAAUGUGGUGAUCACAUAGUACCUAAGCGACCAAAAUGUUGCCUUACUUUGCUGUCUGACUACAUGUAGCUGGAAUCAUAGAAUUCCCACGUUGGAAAAGACCUUUGAGAUCAUCAAGUCCAAUUGUAAAUGAAUUAAACAGACUGGUUUAUAGGAAAUUUAAAUAACUAUGCAAUUUUGCCAUUGCUCCUACAUGAUCGCACUUUCAAGGACUUGCCAGGCUGUGUCCCUUCUAGUGAGCCCCUGCAUGUACCACCACACUCCGUAACCAUAAAAACACAAAUAUUCACUCUAAUCACACAGAACGUAGAUCCAUUUAUGACACGAUUUUUCACGUGUAUUGUGUUUGUCACUUGGUUUUCAGUUUUUCCUUUUCAGAGGAAACUAAAUAGUGUGUUCCACUUAAAAGCUUUAAAUAAAGAUUUGUUUAUAUA
Messenger RNA from Cuculus canorus (common cuckoo), 7493 nucleotides. RefSeq names its product MDM2 proto-oncogene (gene MDM2). Gene Ontology annotation, biological process: regulation of cell cycle; negative regulation of apoptotic process. The transcript has 11 exons. NCBI's taxonomy places the organism in Eukaryota, Metazoa, Chordata, Aves, Cuculiformes, Cuculidae. Gene Ontology annotation, molecular function: identical protein binding; ubiquitin protein ligase activity. The record is from RefSeq and is a predicted model, not a curated record. Bases 161 to 1615 code for a protein of 484 amino acids. Gene Ontology annotation, cellular component: nucleus.